Cynoglossus semilaevis (tongue sole) is the source of this 2290-nucleotide messenger RNA. RefSeq names its product matrilin-2. The transcript has 13 exons. Bases 15 to 2279 code for a protein of 754 amino acids. The record is from RefSeq and is a predicted model, not a curated record. Lineage: Eukaryota; Metazoa; Chordata; Actinopteri; Pleuronectiformes; Cynoglossidae. Gene Ontology annotation, molecular function: calcium ion binding.
CACCUCUUCUCAGAAUGAGGUUUCUGGCCUUCAGUCUUGUCUUAAUGGCAUGCUGUAGUGCUGUUCGGUUUGAGAGACGUCGUUUCAGACCCUUAGUCCUUAGGAGGCAAAAUGUGACUGCAGUUCAAACCAAAGUCGAGAACCCUUGCAAAGCCAUUCCUCUGGACUUUUUCUUUGUCAUUGACAGUUCUAGAAGCAUUCGCCCUCAUGACUACGAGAAGGUCAAAACCUUUAUCAUCAAUUUGCUUCAGUUCCUGAAGGUUGGACCUGAUGACACCAGGGUUGGACUGCUCCAGUAUGGCAGCAUUGUCCAGCCUGAGUUCUCUCUCAAAACCUAUUCCACCAAGGCUGAGGUGGAGCAAGCAGUGAGGAACAUGGAGCACCUCGCCACAGGGACGAUGACUGGUCUGGCCAUUCAGUACACCAUGGAAACUGCCUUCACGGAGGAAGAAGGAGCACGUCCAGCGAGUUUUAACAUCCCACGAAUUGCCAUGGUUGUGACUGAUGGAAGGCCUCAGGACACAGUGGAGGGGAUUGCGGCUGAGGCAAGGCAGGCGGGGAUCCAGAUCUUUGCUAUCGGUGUAGGUCGGGUGGACAUGAACAUUUUGAAGGCUAUUGGGAGUGAACCACACUCGGAGCAUGUGCACCUGGUGGCCAAUUUCAGCCAGAUAGAAACACUCACAUCUGUGUUUCAGUCCAAACUUUGUGGAGGUUCAGAGGUGUGUCAAGUAGUGGACCAUCAGUGCCAACAUAUCUGUGUGAGCAGCCCUGCUUCAUACAGGUGUCAGUGCAGAAAAGGCUUCGUCCUUAACCCGGAUGGAAAGACAUGUAAAGAGGUUGAUCACUGUGCUGAUGGCAGCCAUGGCUGUGAACAGGAGUUCAUGAACACUGAAGACUCCUGUGUGUGUAGAUGCAGAGAAGGAUACACACUGAGAGAGGAUGGGAAAACAUGUCAGGUGAUUGAUCACUGUGCUGAUGGUACCCAUGGCUGUGAACAGGAAUUCAUUAACACUGAAGACUCCUGUGUGUGUAAAUGCAGAGUAGGAUACACACUGAGAGAGGAUGGGAAAACAUGUCAGAAGGUUGAUCACUGUGCUGAUGGCACACAUGGCUGUGAACAGGAGUUCAUGAACACUGAAGACUCCUGUGUGUGUAAAUGCAGAGAAGGAUACACACUGAGAGAGGAUGGAAAAACAUGUCAGAAGGUAGAUCACUGUGCUGAUGGCACUCACGGCUGUGAGCACGAUGUUUUCAACUCUGAAGACUCCUGUGUGUGUAAAUGCAGGGAAGGAUACACACUGAGAGAGGAUGGAAAAACAUGUCAGAAGAUCGAUCACUGUGCUGAUGGUACCCAUGGCUGUGAACAGGAGUUCAUGAACUCUGAAGACUCCUGUGUGUGUAAAUGCAGAGAAGGAUACACACUGAGAGAGGAUGGGAAAACAUGUCAGAGUUUGGAUCUAUGUCAGACAGUGGACCACAGCUGUGAACAUUUGUGUGUCAACACCAAUCAUUCCUACAUCUGCAGAUGUUUUGAAGGUUUUAUUUUAGCUGAGGAUGGAAGAAACUGCAAAAAACUGGAGUGCAGUGAUGGAAUCAUGGAUCUGGUUUUUAUCAUCGACGGCUCCAAGAGCCUUGGCCCCGUCAACUUUGAGCUGGUCAAACAGUUUGUCAACAGCAUCGUGGACUCUUUGGACAUCUCCGCCACAGGCACACACGUUGGUCUGCUCCAGUACUCCACCAAGGUCCGGACAGAGUUUACUCUGGGCCAGUACACUACAGUACAGGGUGUAAAGCAGGCAGUGACCAGGAUGCAGUACAUGGGCAAAGGAUCAAUGACUGGAUCGGCCUUACGUCACAUGUUCCAGUCCAGUUUUUCUGCCAAAGAAGGGGCCAGACCUGACGUUCAGAGAGUCUGCAUUGUGUUUACAGAUGGAAGAUCUCAGGAUGACGUUUCAGAGUGGGCAGCUAAAGCCAAGAAUUCUGGGAUCACCAUUUAUGCCUUGGGUGUUGGCAAAGCCAUCGAGGAAGAGCUGAGAGAGAUCGCUUCAGAGCCUGGUGAAAAGCAUUUUUAUUAUGCUGAGGGUUUUGAGAAGAUGGGAGAAAUUACCAAGAAGCUGAAAAGCAGGAUAUGUAAAGAAAAAUCCCCAAACCAGUGCCUGUGUGAAAACAUAAUCAAGUUUCAGAACCGGGUCAGUGAGAAGUUGAUAAACCUGAUGCAGAAUAUUGAAACCAUAUCUGAGAAAAUGAAGACACUUGAAUACCAACUUGUGCACAAAUGAAAUGAAGAAAC